Messenger RNA from Pantherophis guttatus, 1547 nucleotides. RefSeq names its product voltage dependent anion channel 2 (gene VDAC2). The record is from RefSeq and is a predicted model, not a curated record. Gene Ontology annotation, molecular function: voltage-gated monoatomic anion channel activity. Gene Ontology annotation, biological process: monoatomic anion transmembrane transport. Gene Ontology annotation, cellular component: mitochondrial outer membrane. NCBI's taxonomy places the organism in Eukaryota, Metazoa, Chordata, Lepidosauria, Squamata, Colubridae.
GGGUCUUGGCCCGCGGCUGGCGAGCGCGCGGCGUCUCCUUCACUUCGCCCUCCAGCGCGGCCUUCGAGUGGAAGCGGCAGCGGUGCGCGCGCGCCUGGCUGAGAGAGAGAGAGAGAGAGAGAGAGAGGCUCCCUCCUCGCCCUUUCCCUGCCCAGACAGAUACUGUAAAUUGGACUAAAUAGCUAUGAAUUUUAACCAACCAUGUCAGCGCCCACCAAGACCGCCAAUGGCUAUUCCACCAGCCUAUGCGGACCUUGGCAAGUCUGCCCGAGACAUCUUCAACAAAGGAUUUGGUUUUGGCCUGGUGAAAUUGGAUGUGAAAACUAAAUCCACAAGUGGAGUGGAAUUCGCAACAUCUGGUUCAUCAAACACAGAUACAGGGAAAGUGAAUGGAAGCUUGGAGACCAAAUACAAGUGGGCUGAAUAUGGUGUGACUUUCACAGAAAAAUGGAACACAGACAAUACUCUGGGAACAGAAAUGGCAAUUGAAGACCAGAUUGCCAAAGGUUUGAAGUUAACAUUUGAUACAACUUUCUCGCCAAACACUGGAAAGAAAAGUGGCAAAAUCAAAUCCGCUUAUAAGCGUGAAUGCAUAAAUCUUGGGUGUGACGUUGACUUUGAUUUUGCUGGACCUGCCAUCCAUGGUUCUGUUGUCUUGGGUUACGAGGGCUGGCUCGCUGGUUACCAGAUGACUUUUGAUAGUGCCAAAUCCAAGUUGACAAGAAAUAACUUCUCUGUGGGUUACAAGACUGGAGAUUUCCAAUUGCAUACCAAUGUCAAUGAUGGGUCAGAAUUUGGUGGCUCCAUUUAUCAGAAGGUCAGCGAGAACCUUGAAACUGCCAUAAAUCUUAACUGGGUAUCUGGUACCAAUAGCACUCGUUUUGGAAUUGCAGCAAAAUACCAGCUGGAUCCUACUGCAUCCAUUUCUACAAAAGUGAACAACUCUAGUCUAAUUGGAAUUGGCUACACUCAGUCCCUGAGGCCAGGUGUGAAGCUCACGCUGUCUGCCCUGGUGGAUGGGAAGAACAUCAAUGCCGGUGGACACAAACUUGGUCUUGGCCUGGAAUUGGAGGCUUAAAGGCGUGAAGAAAACUGCUGCAGAAAAUGGGGAUAGCGGAAGAAUAUGGCCUUAAAAAUGUAAUUCCAGUAUGACUUGGAGGGGUUUUUUCCCUCCUCAGUGGGAUGCCCUAGAACAAGAGCUGUAUUAAGAAUAUUUAGGCAGUUCCUUGUUAGCUGGUUUUAGUUAAAUUGGUUCUCUAUCUAGUUCUCAAUUCUGCAUUAGUGCAGUAACUACAUAAUACAUUAUUUAAAUGUAUUUAACUGUUGGAUGCGGUACCCACAAAUAAUGAAAUAGACUUUAUGAAACCUGUACACAUGUGUGCAUGUUAUGUUUCUUUUAACACAUGGUAGCCCAUUGAAAUAACAAAACGGAUCAAUGGAUGUUCUGAAAAGCGAGGCCAGCAAUUUUGUUAAAUCACCUUAAAUUAGAAUGACUUUUGGUAUCCCAAGGCAAUUCAGAAUUAUGAAUAAACAAAUACACACACAUG